Messenger RNA from Achroia grisella, 5754 nucleotides. RefSeq names its product ubiquitin carboxyl-terminal hydrolase nonstop (gene not). Lineage: Eukaryota; Metazoa; Arthropoda; Insecta; Lepidoptera; Pyralidae. The coding region runs from base 342 to 1808 and encodes 488 amino acids. Gene Ontology annotation, biological process: protein deubiquitination. Gene Ontology annotation, molecular function: zinc ion binding; cysteine-type deubiquitinase activity. The transcript has 7 exons. The record is from RefSeq and is a predicted model, not a curated record.
AGUGUGCUACUAUGCCAUGUUGAAUUAGUCUUUUUGAUCUGUGGUUGAAUUGUCGAUAACUCAAGGCCUUGCAGCCCGUAACAUUAGGUAUACUAUUGAGCUUGAGCCCUGAUUUGAUCGAGUUGAGAAACGGAGAAAGAACUGAACACGCCCCCUGCUCUUCUGCCCUGUGUCCUUUUGACUUUUACAGUAAAUUAAAUGGCUACAUUAGUUUUAUAAUAUUCUUUGAAUUACAAUUUAAAAGUGACACUCGUAAUUGAUAAUGACAUAUUUUUCAUUGUGUUAAUCAAGAUAGUCGCAAAUUUGGUUUUGACCGGUGUUAUAAAUUUACAAGAGAAAUAAUGAAUGACAAUGGUUGCAUACACCUGAGUAAUUUUAAGGCCGCCAAAGGAACCCAUCCAUAUAAAAUUGUACAUGCAUUCUUUGUGUCAUGCACAUCUUUCGAUGCCAGGAGGUAUAAGGCUACAGCUUGUUUGUGCUUCGAAUGUGGCCAAUCAGGCCCUCGUAUGCACUCCUGCCUCCACUGCAUCUACUUUGCCUGUUAUGCUGGACACAUCCAGGACCAUUCCAAGUCUAAAAAACAUUUUCUGUAUGUUGAUCUGAGUUAUGGAAAUGUUUUCUGUGCCCAAUGUCAAGAUUAUAUUUAUGAUAGAGAAUUGACUGAAAUUGCCAUGGACCACAAGCUAAAGGAAGCUAAAUCUCUGGGUAUCAGUUUGCCAUAUGUGCCUUGGAUACCCAAUAAUAAUGAAGCCCUGGCACUUAGACGUCUACGCAGGCGGCGCCUCAUUAGCCCCCACACCACCAUAGGCCUGCGGGGCUUGCAGAAUCUUGGCUCUACCUGUUUCAUGAAUUGUAUAGUUCAGACAUUAAUACAUACUCCGUUACUACGUGAUUAUUUUCUGGGAGAGAAGCAUAAAUGCAAAGCGCAGAGUUCCGGGAAAUGCCUAGUUUGUGAAGUUUCCAAGCUAUUUCAGGAAUUCUAUUCGGGAGCAAAAACUCCACUUACACUUCAUCGUUUGCUGCACCUCAUCUGGACUCACGCCCGCCACCUUGCCGGUUACGAACAGCAGGACGCUCACGAGUUCUUCAUAGCUACGCUUGACGUUCUUCACAGGCACUGCAUGAAUGGAGUCGAAGAUACAGAAAAGAAAGAAAACGGCCGCUGCAACUGCAUCAUCGAUCAGAUAUUUACAGGUGGACUACAAAGUGAUGUUGUGUGCACAUCAUGCUCAGGUGUUUCCACCACUAUUGAUCCAUUCUGGGACAUCAGUUUAGACGUUGCCGGGCCCGGUUCUCUACAGGCCUGCCUAGAACGUUUCACUCGUGCUGAGCAUCUUGGAUCCGCGGCGAAAAUCAAGUGCUCCAACUGCCGAGUAUAUCGCGAAUCUACCAAACAACUAACAUUGGAAACUCUCCCCAUUGUUGCCAGUUUCCAUUUGAAACGCUUUGAGCAUUCAUCACAGAUUGAUAGAAAAAUAUCUGCGUUCGUAUCUUUUCCUGCAGAAUUAGACAUGACUCCAUUUAUGUCGACUCACCGUCGGGCGGUGGAUGUGGGCGCGACAGAUAACAAUAACGCACCAGAGGGCGUCUUUGAAGACAAUCGGUACUCACUAUUUGCUGUAGUGAACCAUUUGGGAUCGCUAGAUGCUGGUCACUAUACUGCUUACGUGCGCCAAAUGAAGGGAAGCUGGUUUAAAUGCGACGAUCACAUGAUAACGCGGGCCUCGCUUCGUGAGGUUUUAGAUAGUGAAGGAUACCUUCUAUUUUAUCACAAGACUGUUCUGGAGUACGAGUGUGACGUAUCUUAAGAUGUCACCUGUCUGUCUAAUAUUUAUCUCAAAAAAUUGUAUGCAUAAUUAUUACCAUGUAAUCUGAUGUUUAGCGUCAGAUGUUUUCAUUUGCUUAUGAAUAGGUAGUUAUUUAAAAGGCAUACUUUUGGACCUGUCGAAUUGAAUUGUAAGAAAAGUCAUGUUCUCUCUCGUGAUAUUAGUGCUUAGAUGUUUGAAGAAAAUCUUGAUGAUGAUCUUUUUGAUGUUUUCUGUGGAAAUAUUCACGAAUUUGUUAGUUGUAAGCUUAAAUGUAAUUACCACAUACAGGGUUAGUUAUAAAGGGUACGCCAAGACGGAUGAGUAUAAUAUCGAAACUUUACAUACAAAAUCCAAUAGUUACCAUGUGAUUUAUAUGAAAAGUUUAAUCAUUAUAUUGUCCGGAAGAGAUUGCUUAGCUAUCAAACCGCCUCUUGGACUAUUUACCUUCAUUAGUGUAAUCCUAUUGUUCGGCGUAAAGAAGUGUAAAGUAAAUUAAAAAAUAUUUUCUUAUUCCUACAGAGUUUUUCACUUUCUUGAAUAUUAUCACAGAGUUUUAGGUUGGUACAAACUUUUCAACUAACCCUGUGUAGAUAUUCUCUAUAGUUAGCUAUAAAAUGGUGUUUAAACAUUUUUCUGACGUAUAUACUAUGAUGUUUCACAACGCAUUGUUGUGUUUAAUGUUACAAUUUUACUGUAUCAGAAUUUCGGCGAGUGUCAUAUUAUAAUCGUGUAGGGUAUAUUUCACUAAAGUGACAUUUAAUGACUUUACAAUGUUAAAUUUUAAUUUCUAUAAAUGUAGUCAAAUACGAAUGAAAUCCAUAUGCAAAUAAAUACAAGUAAAUGAUUAAAUACAAUACAUUCUUAUUGCUGCAUAUUUUGUGUUCGUACCUAUAUUUUAAUUGGUUUGCAGAACAAAUAUUUCAAUCUACCUCGCUGCAACUCUUGUAUGCAUUUCACUGAAGCCUAUUUAAAAUGUCUGACUUUUUUUAUUUGUGAAUAUUGCUUGUAAAGUAUAUUUUAAUUUAAGGUUAAAUACACAUGAGGCUAAUAUAACUCGUAUUUUUGAAGAAGAAUAACUGAUUACCUGGUUCAUCGUGCGUUUGAAAGAUGUAAAUUGUGAUAGAGUAUAAAAUGUUUCAGGUGCUUGGAGCACCUGAGUAUGAUCUUUUAUUAUUAUUUGUAUGAACUGUUAAAAACAAAGUGUACAAUUAAUUUUAUGUAUAAUAUGUUUUUUAAAUUUGGCAUAUAAACAUAUAUUAUUCAUGACAAUAUGAGAUUUCUGAUAUAUUGUUUUCUUAAAUAUAAUGUUAACUAAGGCAGAAAAAUCAUAAUAAACAAUAAAAUAUUAAGAAUAUAAUAUAUGUAUGCCAAGUAUAAAAAACCAACACUAGGCUACCUGAUUCAUCGGUAUGAUAUUUUUGUUCGGUAAACUCGCGUGGUACUUGCUUAUAAUGAGCAAUAAAGCUCUCAUUAAAUUAUAGACAAACAAAUUUUGUAUCGAAUCAGAUCAGUAUGUAUGGGUUUUAAAGAACUAAUCUGUACUGACAAAUCAGGAAGUGAGCAUUUAAGUAACUGUGACAUUUAAUUUUGUAUAAAAAUCAAAAUAGUCAGCUCUGUAGUAGGUGUAGGCCUUUUUUGUAAAAUGAUUUCUGUGAUAUUUAAAAAAAAACAUUCAUUAUUUUUAAUGUAAGUAGGAAACCAGAUAUGUCUACUGCUGGCGUUAGGGGAACAAGAAUUUAGGUUAUGUCUCUUUUUUCAGAUCGUUUUCUUUGUGUAUCGCAAUAAGGUGUAUUUUUCGUUACGAAGGCAAAAAUGUAAAUGUGUAUAGAAAUAGUAAUGUUUGCUAUUUUAUCUGUAUUGUUUCUGAUUAUAUAAUGUCGUUUUUUUAUUUAUUUGUGUAAAUAUUUAUAUUUUAUUGUAAUUAAUAAUAUCUAAUGGAUGGAUGUUUUGUGGUGUUAUAUUAACUCAUGUGUAUCUAGCGUAGAUGGAUUUAAGUAGUUUAUAACCUUAUACGACUGAUAUUAGCUUAAUGUGAUAUUUAAUAUUUAUGACUUGUAUUAAAAUGUAGUUAGUUGUAUGGAUUUACAUCUGGAAGUAGUUUAAUUUUGUUUUCAUGAUUUUACGCUUAAAUGUAGGUACUAGCAAAAAGUGAGCAUUGUGUUAAUACACAUAUGUAUUUUUUUAUUAAUAAUAUCAAAUAACACUUUUUUAAUUAAAUUAGGUUCAAAUAGAAAUUUCACAUACGCUUAUAACGUAUGCUGGCGGGAUACCAUUGAAUAAUUUAUGUAGUUAUAAAUCCUACCAAGUAGUUUUAACUGACAAGACUUCCUCUUUUUAAAUUGCAGUAUAUUUAUUUAUGAUAUAUGUUAUUAAUUUAUUUUACACCAAAUCUGGAACUAAUCGAAUAAUAUUCAUUACUUUUACAACGGCGUAUUGUUUUUUUUCCCCGAGUCGCCUCUUAUGACAUAGGAAUGAAAAGGAGUGAUGUCGCAUUGUAUUAUUCAUCAUUACACCAAUUCAUUAUGUACAUAUAAAUUUAUGUUUAACUAUCGACUUUAGAUAUGUAAAAUAAAUUUCAUGUUUAAGGAAUUACUAGUUUAGGAGUAGUUUCCAUAUAAAAGUCACAACUAUGUUCAUUGUAGAUUCUAAUAAUUUCGAACAAAUUCGCCACUAUUUGCUAGUGUCUACUGUUUUACAAAUUAUGUUGCAUUUAAUAAUUUAGUAAUUCGGAUCCGAGCCUAAUUAUAUAUCUGAACUAUUAGUCCAUACUAUGAUGAAAAUGUGAUAGAGAAACGAUUUCGCUAUUAUGUAUAAUUAUUGCAAUUAUUAUUUCAGACUAUUAUUACUCAAAAUGUGAAAAAUAUUAUGUAUACUAUCCUUCUUAAUAUAUAGGAUAUAGGAAUUAAAUGGUGUUUAAAAUUCGAAUACAUGUAUAAAAAAAUAUAAAACAGGUGUAACAAAAAAAAAUGUAAUUUAUCCCUAUUGUUGUUGUUUAAAUUUGAUAAUCAUGAUAUCGUUAUUUAAUGGAGUAUUAUUAUUAAUUAUAAUGGCAUGAAAUAAUUAAUAUACAUACUAUUUGAGAUUGAUAAAUCUGGUUGAUUGAAAAUUUCUUGACUAUAAAAUAGCACUGAAUAAUAUUCCUCGAUUUAUUAAGUAAUUAUAAAUUGUAUUAUUUUAAUAUCGGUUCGAUACAAAAUCGAAUGGUCACAGAUGCUAAAAGUAUCGUUUGUGAUAAUGGCCUUAUGCGCCUUAUAGAAGUCUCUUUUAAAUUAAUCAUAUAAAAUCUGUAAUUUUUAAAAGAUUUAAAUUAGAUAUGUGCAUGGUGUUAGAAUAAAAAAUGAGAGGUAUACGUGUGAUUUGGAUGUGUGGUAUUUGUAAAUUGUAAAGGUAAAAGGUACCUUUACUAAAUAAUUGUAAUUUAAAACGCGAGUAAUGAAAAUGCCAACUGUAAGACUGAUUUUGGUACUGCGACAGUGUGAAAAGUAUCAAUAGGUGCUGCCUUUCUAAAACAUUUAUUUUCAUUGUGAUUGAACAGUGUCUAAAUAAUCUAAAUUAAAGCUAUUUAUAAUUUUAAUUAAUUGCCACCCUACAAGACACUGUUCACUUAUGAAUUCUUUUGGAUAGACACUAUUUCUAAUAACUUUAUAUUGACUAUCGGAAGUCGACUCCAUAUAUUUACAACCCUAAAAUUUAAAUGUGUCUAACAUCACAUACACAUUUAGAAAUUCUAUUUUACUGAAGUAAAAAAUACAUGUGACUGUCCACGCUAUUUUCAAUCAUCCAUAUAUGUCAUUCGUUGAUAAGGUUUCUAUAGCAAUGACAUGAUUAUUAAUAUUUAAAGUAAGUAAAUGUUCAAUAGAUUAAUCAAUAAUCCUUUCACUGAUGAUGUCUUGUUUGAAUGUUAAAUAUCAUACGUACACGUGUAGGUAUGAUUUAUGGAAUAAAA